Molecule: messenger RNA, 942 nt
Organism: Penicillium subrubescens
Lineage: Eukaryota; Fungi; Ascomycota; Eurotiomycetes; Eurotiales; Aspergillaceae
Exons: 1
Coding region: 1-942 (313 amino acids)
Molecular function (GO): hydrolase activity
Source: RefSeq, a predicted model, not a curated record
AUGUCACUUUUCUCUGAUCCUCCCCGCUCCAAAACAAUCAAACAAGCUAAACAUCUAAAACAUCUAGACAGCUAUCCUACUGCUACACUACGAUUCAAUCUCACCAACCACAGCUCAUCCCAUCACGAUCUCCUCCCCCCUACGGGGUCUAUCUCUCUCUCCACCAUGUCCAACCCUUAUCACCGCCGUCCACUUCCAGACUACUUCAUCUCCUCCCCUCUCGUCGCCCUCGUCUACCCACUCCACCAACUCCUCCUACACCUCCGAGGUCCACCCCGACUCCCACCUCCACACGCAAAGCCCGUCCGCGUCGUCUGUAUCUCCGACAGCCACACCCUCGAGUGGCCCGACGUCCCAGAUGGCGAUCUCCUAAUCCACGCCGGCGACCUCGCCAACGACGGCUCCGUCCGCGAAAUCCAAGCCGCAGUCGACUGGCUACGCUCGCUGCCGCAUCCCCAGAAAGUCGUCAUCUGCGGGAACCACGAUAGCUACUUUGACGUCCGCUCACGCUGCGAGGAAGACCGCGAUGAACAGUCCUCGGCUUCUUCGUUCGCCGCGGUCUCCGCAUCGACCGCGUCGAUCCAUUCUCUUGAAGAGAUCACCGCUCCUUCACGUAUCGACUGGGGCGAUAUCCAUUACCUCCAGCACUCGGCCGUGACGCUCUCUUUCCCCGGUGCCACCGACUCACCAUCCACUACUUCAUCUACAUCCUCGACAACACCACUCACAACCUCCCGCCCCCGCGAACUAACCAUCUACGGCGCCCCCCAAAUCCCAGCCCUCAUGGCCCUCGGCCCCGAACAUGCCUUCACAUACCCGCCACACCACGACGCCUGGUCCCGCACCAUCCCCCUCGAAACAGACAUACUCAUCACCCACACCCCCCACAAGCCCACCUCGACAUGUCCCCCGUCUACUCAACAGGCUGUCCCAACCUACUAG